CUGAGUUUGGCGGGGAUUAGGAAGUAUUCGUUUCUCUGUCACAAGUUUACCUCGUAUGUAGCUAAGGUUUUCCGUCAAUGUUCAAAUGAUAUUUAGUGGACUAUGCUGAACAACCUAUGGAAAAAGUACAUAAUCAAGAUAAAAUGUGAGAAAAAUAUUACUACGGAACAACCUAACACUCCAUCAGUUAUAUAUCUUUGUCGUAUUUGUUCCGGUUUUCGAACAGAUAAUGAAUCUUUAGUUGAAACUCACCUUAUUGAUAGACACCAGAUUCAGAUCAAAAUGUAUUCAGAACUAUGUUCAUGUGAUGACUCAAAUGAUUCCAAUCAUAUUGGUCUGGAGUCAGUAUUAACCACUGAUAAUUCAAACUUCGCUGCUUCCGAUACUAAAGAAGAUCACACUUCAGACAUUUUAAACACUUUGUAUUGCCAAACAUCUUAUGCAUCAAAAUCUCCAACAAAUGUAGAUGAAGCUUCUCCUGUUACCAACGAUCUAAAUUCAGUUGAUUCAAUCAGUCCCCCACAGUCACCAGUUUCUCCUGUUUUAAGAGAAUUGAACAGCACACGUAAGAAGAUUACGAUCACUUUAAACAGCUCACCACCACUACCUACAACGGCACCGAAUGUUCCAGAACUUCAAAAUCCGGAAAAACCUGUGGGUAUAUCCGGUGGGGACGAUGAAUCUACUUCAUCUUUGGUAUAUGGGGCAUUCUUAUCCGCAUCUAAUUCACCCAAAGAUCCAAUAAACUCUUCCUUGAAGCAUAAGUGCCCUGAUUGUAACCGUUGUUUUAGUAGUUAUAAAGCAUUUGAACGUCACACUCUUCGAUCGCAUGCACCAGCUCAUCAGUCUGAUGAAAAACCAGUUGAUUUAGAUGGCCAUUCACCUGAGAAAUAUUCAUCCACCACUGUAAACUAUGAAUUUAUGUGCUCUCAGUGCAAUCGUAGUUUUGCUACCAGUCAGGCAUACAAAAUCCAUGCAAGAGCGCAUAAAUCAAACAAAACGUCCACGCGAUCUAAUGAUACAGUUAAUAGUUAUAGGAAUGAUUUACUUGAUAGUAAUAAUAAUAAUCAUCGUAAAGAAAACAUCAUUGAAUCUCGAUAUCGUACAAUUCUACCUAAACCGUGUAAUAAGCAAUCAUCCAUGCAGUUUUCAUUGCUGGAUCUAAAACCAAAACGUCGAAAUGCUCGUCGUCAGACUAACAGUUUAUUUUCAUCUGAACAAAAUUCAUUAUUGACAAGAAAAGUCAAUAAGAACGAUGGUGGUAAUAAUACUUCUAUUGGACUAUGCAAAUAUUCAUCAAAUUAUACGUCAAACGGGAAUCUGCAUAUUCAUCCAAAUUCAGCCAACAUUGUUCUCCACUCUGCAAAUAAUAAUCCUGAUAACCAAAAUGAUGGUAUGAAUAUAAAUAAUCAUGUAAUUUAUGAUUCUAUGGUCAACACAAGUGAUACAGUUAAUAAGCCACCGCAUUUACUCACUGUUGCAGCAGCUUAUGCCUCCCAGAUUUCUUUCACUACAUGUAACAGUAGUGAUACGUCACAAAAUUUAUCAAAUGAUUCUUCUAUUCCCGGUGUUCAAGUCUACCCUAUUCCAUGGUCGUCUGAUGCACAUAACUCUAGUCUAGUAUCUACUGAUUCCCUCAUAUCUAAUGUUGUAGUUAAUUCAUCAAUAGAAAAUCCAGUUUCUUGUUGUUCAGACAAUCAGCUACAUACAACUAAAGCUAUAACUACAAAUUGUGACUUGUCAUUUAGUCAUGAAUCUUUACCACCGUAUUCUUUUAUUCAACUAUAUCCUGUUAUGAGUUCCGAUGGUGUAUUAUAUUAUAUGACAGGUACACCAGUUGAAUUAACUCAAACAAAUAAUAAUAAUUCCAAUGAAAUAAAUUUUAAUCAUACUAUCAUGUCUACUAAUUGUGAAUCAAAUUACGAAUAUACAACAGAUGAAAUUCGUUCAUCUAAUGAUAACAGAAAUGAGAAUAAAAACAGUGAUCAUAUUCAAAUAAAUUCUUCAGUAUCCCAGAAUUUUUCCACGGCUGAUAUUGAUUCUGCAUUGCUAGCAAACAAUAUAACUUCAUGUGCUUAUAUUGUGAAUAAUAAUAGUACCAGUAAAAGUGAUGAAGGGACUGUAUACUUCUCUUCACAUUAUGAUGGUGUAUCAACAAACUGUCAGCCAGUUUCAGGAUUCCAUGUGAGGGCUUGUCUUGUGACGCAGUUGGGUGCUUUCCUCAGUGUGUGUCCUAUCCACUUCCAGCGCUUCUUCCUGAUUUCUUCCUCCACUGGGAUCUGGUUUGUUCUCUCCCACAGUACGUUGUUGCUAAUAGUGUCCGGCCAAUGGAUCUGAAGUAUUUUGCGUAGACAAUUGUUGAUAAACACCUGUAUUUUCUGGAUGAUGGCUUUUGUAGUUCUCCAGGUUUCUGCCCCAUAUAGUAGAACUGUCUUGACAUUUGUAUUGAAAAUCCUGACCUUGGUGUUGGUUGACAGUUGCUUUGAGUUCCAGAUGUUCCUCAGUUGUAAAUAUGCUGCUCUUGCUUUGCCGAUCCGCGCCCUCACAUCUGCAUCAGAUCCACCCUGUUCAUCAAUGAUGCUGCCCAAAUACGUAAAGGUUUUUACAUCUUCCAAAUCUUCUCCUUCAAGUGUGAUUGGAUUGGUGCAUGCUGUGUUGUAUCGGAGAAUCUUGCUUUUCCCUUUGUGUAUAUUGAGACCUAUUGCUGCUGAGGCUGCUGCCACACUGUUUGUCUUCUCCUGCAUCUGUUGUUGCGUUUGGGAUAGAAGGGCCAGAUCGUCUGCGAAGUCUAGAUCCUCCAACUGCAUCUUAGAUGUCCAUUGUAUCCCGCGCUUUCCUUCAGACGUUGACGUCUUCAUGAUCCAGUCGAUCACCAGGAGAAAGAUUUAAAUGGCAUCAAAGUGUCAAACUUCAGCUAAACGAUAUCAUCCACUGACAACUGUUGUGUGAAAUGAUUUUUCAAUUUUCAGGUUAACGUUUAUCAUCUGUUGUUAGUAAUUGAAGACUAAAGGAAAUCAUUCAAAGUAUUAAAAAAUGACUGAAAAAUCUAUAAAUUGAGUAACUCAUCCACCUGUUAAUAAUGUGGUUAGCUUUAAAUAUUUAAAAUCAUUACAAUUAGAAAUUCUUGUUCAUAGGCAGAGGAAUAAACAAUACUGAGCUUUUUUAGUAUUUAUCCAUACAUAUUGAGAUAUAUCAAAGCCCUCUUUUGUUUACUUUAAACAAUUUUGUAAAUUUCGUUUCAGGUCCACUUUUUAUACUUUUUUCCUACUCAAAAUUUUUCUAUCAUAAAAUAGUUUGUGGUAUUUUUAAAUUCUGAUAAAUGAUUGGAACGAAAUACGGAUUAAAACCAUAACUAGAGUUAUAUUUCUGAUAUGGUAAGAUAAGGUGUAAGCUUACAUCAUUCGCGGAUAGAUCCCAGAUAUUUGAUGUUGAAAGUGAAGAAACGAAACAUCUCAAGAUAUUUCAUACUGUUUCAAGAAAAUCUGUUUGCCAAAGCGAAUUCGGGUUAUCUAGUUUUUUUUUCAAUAUAUGUUCGUUUCUAUCCACCAAUAAUAACUGCAAUAAUAUAUUUGGUAAUUCAUAUUUAUACACGACCUUCCCUGUCUUCUGACUAUUAGUAUGCUGAUUUUACUGUGUCCCAAGGUUGCGUUUUGUUGCUAAGUUCCUAGAGUUUUAAACAGUUCCUUUCGUAUAUUUUGAUAGGAUGAGAAGACGGAGUUGCUCUGAAAAGUGGUGUAUUUGCACCAUACAUUUCGAAAAGUCUGGUCACACAUGUAUUUGUUAAGGGAUUUUACAUGAAAAUUAAUAAAGGUCAUCAAAAUAGCUUUUGAAGCACUUUAUAGGCGUCGUCAAGGACGAAUUCUUAAGUUUAUAGAAACUAACUAUUCUCAAGUUCAAACCUUUAUGUUUAGAGACAACCUUGAAUCUAGCCUGAUAAUCCUUAAG
Schistosoma curassoni is the source of this 3945-nucleotide messenger RNA. Lineage: Eukaryota; Metazoa; Platyhelminthes; Trematoda; Strigeidida; Schistosomatidae. The record is from the annotation of a GenBank genome assembly.